AUGUGGGUCGAAUACUGCCAGAUUGCCCGAGCCAAGGCAAGAUUGCGCAUUAUGGCGAGUCACGUUAUUCUCUUGGUUUUCGAGCUUUUACGCGAUAUUUGGCAUGAUCAUGCUCGUCUACUGUGGCGCGAUCCGAAACUUUUCCACACAUACGCGGGAUCCGGUUCGGCUGAAACGCACCCAUACAUUGGAUCUGAGGAUCUGAGUAAUCGUAAUUCGCCGUGUGUGACAGAUCCAAAGCACUUGAUAGUUGCUCGCCUCAAUGUGCUUGUCUUACUCUCCAAACGCGUCUUUCUUCGUCUGGAAGAACAACGUAUUUUUUACGAGCCUGUACUAGGAGCAAUCUACCAAAUAUGCCUUGACCUAUCCUAUGGGCCUGAGGAAUCCAAGGAAAGCCGGUCGGUUACCAGUCCUCACUCUCGACUGGCUCCGCAACGUACCGUAGGUCUGAGGUCCACGCGUUUCCGAGGUGUACGAACUGAUUCACACGAACCUUCACAAUCACCAGCAGUCUCUGAUUCAUCUCAAACCUCAGCUCUGGCCAAGUCUUCAUUUGCGAGCCGUGCGACUCGAAUUCAUCCACGGAUGCGUGCCUCGUGUCUAUCAACUCCCCUUUCUGGCCCUCGCAAUCCCCGAGAUGAUAUUGAUCGUGCUGCAGACACAACUCCUAGUCCACCUGGAUGCUUGACAUCAUCGAGUUUGGUUUCCAGUGUCGGAGAGCGCCAACUAUUCCUUCGUCUUGCCUAUCAUUUAGUUCGAGUUGCCCCACAAUUGUUCCCUUGCAGUCUUGUACAAGCCGUGGCUGCCCCGUGUCUUCGUGCCGGACGAUUCCAGACGGUUGGUGAUUUUGGUACUGGUGGUGCUGAUCUUUUGGGCCAACCCCGUGAUCGAUCACCUGUCCGCGUGGCUUUAAGACCGGUUCUCGGGCCUGCACCCUGCAUACCGCCACGUAACAUCACGACAGGCUACGACCAGAUCUGCACGCAAUCCGAUAGUGGAGCCAAUCCCAUCACAUCAGAUGUGGCAUUACGAACAUGUCUACUCAUUCUGGCUGAGUUGGGUGAGUGA
Molecule: messenger RNA, 1068 nt
Organism: Echinostoma caproni
Lineage: Eukaryota; Metazoa; Platyhelminthes; Trematoda; Plagiorchiida; Echinostomatidae
Source: the annotation of a GenBank genome assembly